This is a messenger RNA of Fusarium vanettenii 77-13-4, 524 nucleotides long. RefSeq lists its product as uncharacterized. The transcript has 2 exons. The record is from RefSeq and is a predicted model, not a curated record. NCBI's taxonomy places the organism in Eukaryota, Fungi, Ascomycota, Sordariomycetes, Hypocreales, Nectriaceae. The coding region runs from base 147 to 368 and encodes 73 amino acids.
CUCAUCACUCAAAAGACAACGCAUAAACCGACAACACAACAACAAACAAAACAUCAAUUUCUUCCAUUUCCACCUAAGACAACUCUUUUUACGAAAGCAACCACCAAAAGACACCUAAAACAAAAACCCUCUACAAAUCCUUCACAAUGGGUGGCAUCAUGUCUUGUAUCCGCUCCGUCUUCCAGACCAUCGGCGACGCCAUCAUGGCCGUAAUCAGCGGCAUCGGCAACAUCAUCCACGCCCUCAUCAGCGCCGUCGUCCGCUUCUGCGGCAUCAUUGUCAGCUUCUUGACCUGUGGCUACUGCGGUAGCCGUUCCGGACGAGCUCGCCGACGCACCGGUCGACACAUGCGGACGACGAGGGUCUAGGGGAGGAAGAUUCCUAUUGUGAAGAGGAUCUGAGGAGAAAGAUUGCGACACGGGGAGAGCGAGUUUGGAGAGAUUCAUCAUGAAACGGCCGACUGGUUUUCCUUUUUGUAUGAUUGCGUUAGCAUAGGAUACCCAAUCCACCUUGUUCUGUUAAAC